GCUGAGUUCGUUCGUGUCGCAGCAGCAGCAGCAGCAGUAGCAGUCGCAGCAGCAGCAGCGAGUGUGCCGAUAUUCCGUUCGUUACAUAAAGAAGAGAUUUCAAAUAGCAAGUUUAAGUGCGCUGCUCGGCGGCGGAUGGCAUAAAUCAUUCAGCAUUGUGAUAAACAUUUUAAAGAAGCCAGCGCGACCCACGAAAUUUGAGAAACCCAUUUGAAAUCGAAUGAAAAGAAAUGUAAUGAAAUGAGUUGCGAUAACCAGUGACUGUGUAUCUGGUAUAUAGAGUCCUAUAUGUGUAGAAAAAAUAUGAAAUAUGAAAAAUUUAAGAACGACUGGCAAAAAUAAAUAAAAAUACCGAAACAAAUUCAGAUACAGAUAGAAGGAAAAGUGCAAGUAGAAGGACAACAAAAGCGGAAACCAGCGCAAACAAGGACCUGUCAGCAAACAGGAAAAUCAACGCAAAGUGCAGAAUUAUUUAAUCAACGCCAGCCAGUCGUCGUCAGCAAGUGAAACACCCUGGAAACGCCUAAAAAUAGAGGACACGCGAUAACCAAAAAUAGAACGUAAUGAUAAACCAAAACCAAAGUACCUGCAACAAUGAAAUUGAGCAAAUCUUAAAAGCAUAACCCAAAAAAGCAAGCCCAAGAUUAGCAUUACUUUUAAAAAUAUACAAACGACUCUCGCUAUAUACAAAAAAGUGCUACAGAUAAACGAUAUCCGCAAAUAAGUUUAAACUAAAAAACCCGUAGUUCGUUGCCGUUUGUUCACCGCUGGAAGCUAAAGAUACAGCCCAAGGAUAUAGAGCGUUAUCCCCGUUGAGAUAGAGUAAUGGAACUAACCUCGUAGUUUGUAGAGAGACACGCGUCUCUGCCCGUAGGACAGCAAACAGACAGCAAAUUCAAAUAACCGCAACAUAAACGCACUUAACGACUAACUAAAACUACCAAGUAGUUGCCUCUCUAUAUACAACAUAUAUAUAUAUAUAUAUAUACACCUACGAGAUAUAUACAAGAUACUUAGCCGUAGCGAAUCUAGAUAAACGCCAGUCUGUAUAUCUACCUGUAUGGAUUUAUUUUUAUAAUGCCGCUAAAGCAAAACUCGAUCCCAUCCCCGAGCCCCGACCCGACCUCCACCUAGGCUUUUCAAAUUGCAUCUGAAUAAGUAACGACAGCGAUUAAUGCAUUAAUUGGGUGGCGAAGGACGUUGCCACACGGAGCCGGAGUCCCGAGGAGGGACUGUCGCCGGGUCCGGACUUGGAUUCGGAUCCUUUGCGUGCUGCUCGUGCCAGAUACGAAACUCAAACACAAACACGCCCAGGACCCCAGGACCCCAGAUACAAGCGUACAGGACGAUAUUAAGCUACCUGCUUUGGGUUUCCCGUGUUGCGCUGCCUUGACGUAACUCCGCCUUAACUCGCGUCGCUUCCAUUUGCCACAAAAGUGAACAAAAAAUAGAAGGCGACCGCAAAGCCAAAACUGCGGUGCGUUCGUUAAACUUUCAUGACCAAACAUUAACUUAAGCAGGGACGAGGAGGAGGAUUGGAGCGGCUAGAGGGUUGGAAGCCAGAGGAAGCAAACCGAGCUGUCAUCAUCCUGCAAUCCCCCCUAGUUUGUUAUUUGUGAUAAAUAAUUCAGCGAUCCAACGGAUCCCGAUCCUGCCCACCCCACUUCAGCUCCAGUUACCGAUAGCGUUCCUGUUCCUCUGUUACAGUUAUAGCUCCAGCUCCAGUUCCAGUUCCAGGCCCCACCAUCACAUCUGUACACCACCAACCGAAUAGCAACAAUAACUAUACCUUAGAGGAUAAACGACAUUUAUAAUCCAAAGUACAAAACGAAUAGCCCCGAAAAACGCUGUUAACUAAAUUAAAACCAAAGCAGAACUAUAAAUAGUAACAUAUGGUAUUAUUAUACACGCAACUCUCAAACAGAUAAAGUCAUAAAGUCACAUAACCUCAAAACGAACAAGCGCAUAACGAAACGAAACCGAGCGAAAAGUGAAGAACGAUAAGCAAUACAAGCAGUGCUGUUGACUAUUUUAGAGGCCACCUUUUAGAUACCUUCACCCAACCUACGUUACUCAACCAAACACCUAAGAACCCACCAAAAACGAAUCGAAAACCUAACCUAUAAACCUAAAACCUAAAAAACACGGAUAAGGACGACUACGGCGACGGCGAUGAACAGCCCCAUGUGCGAGUGAGACAGCCAGAUAGCAGGAUUGCACGAGGGAGAGGGAGAGUAACACAACGAAAAGCAAUUUAUUUUUGUUUACUUGUCCGUGUGCCCGAGCUCUGGACUUGUAUUAGUUAAUGCCAAAAAUCGAAGCGGAAGUUGCACCCACACCUGCACACUCUACUAGCACACACACACACGCCGCCAUGACAAGGCCAAGAAUUGCAGCGGGCAUUGCGGGGCCUUUCCGGCGGCAAUAGCAACACCCUGAAAGGGAAUUAAAGCAAAAAAAUAUAACCAGAAAUACCCCCGAAACAACAACGUUGCGUUACGUUAGCGAAGGUGGCGCGAGUGGUUCGAUGUGGCUCGAAUUCGAGUUCGAGUGCAGGUGGUGACGUGACAGCGGCGGCGUCGUGGGUCCAAGAAAAUGCACGUUAAACACACUCAGCGCCGAGUCAGCGGUCCUGGAGCCUUCGGAACCUUUACCAACGAUCAACGUGCCAGCCGCGACAACUUGUGCCCGGACAGCCAGCAUCAGCAGCAGCACUCGCACUCGCACCAGCACUUGGUGCGCCAGUCUCUGGUGAGUCUCAGCAACGGCCAGCCGGCGGACAGCGUCUCGCUGCUGCGGGCGGGCGAUGAGCAGCAGCAUCACCUCCAGCAGCAGCAGCAACAGCAGCAGCAGCAACAUCUGCAACAGCAGCACCUGCAACAGCAACGUCAGCAGCAGCGCAGCAGCAGCAGCCGGCUUUCGACCAGCGGCAUCUCCAAGCAGAACUCCGGGGACAGCCGGAGCGGCCUGCGAAUCCUCGACAGCAGCCACAGUCCCGUCAGCUGCGGCACCCAGAGCGUGAGCAGCACUGGUGGCCAGUCGGCGCUCUACGAUGCCUGCCACGAGUACUCGCGCAGCUUAAGUGCAGCGGCUGCAGAAGGCGCCGGUGCGCUGCUCAAGAGCCACUACAGUGACCAGCAGUUGGCCAGCCAGCCGGACCCAGACCCAGAUCCAGAUCCGGAAAGGGAUAGGGAUCGGGACAGGGACAGGGACAGAGACAGGGACAGGGAGCGUCGCCACCUGACCAACCUCAAUCUCAAUCUGAACAGCGAGUACGACUACAGCGGGAGUGACAAGCAGCAACUGGUCAACGAGACGUACAUCUUCAAGUGCAUCGCCAACAGUCCCUCGUUCCUGCGUACCAACAAGAUCAAGGAGCAGUCCAAGAAGCUGCGCAAUCUCUCCCUAAAGACGCGCACGGCCAAGAAGAAGGGCCAGAUCAUCUCGAAGUCGAACGCGGUGUCGGAUAACUCGCUGCAUCCGGGUGACAAGUACCUGAACUUGUAUCUGGUGGAGAAGAAGCACUCGCUGCAGCCUCAGGUGGCCUCCAGCUCGAGUUCCAGCCCGCAUCCGCAGGCCUCCUCGGCGCCGGCCAGCUCGUCGUCCACCUGCACGAGGGCCCAGCAGUUGCCCGCCUUGUCGGCGGUUGCUGCCCGCCAGCAACAGUUGCUGCUGAACGGCUCGCUCAAGGGCAAGGGUCAGGGGCAGGGUCAGGGUCAGGGACGGCAAACGCUGCCCGGUCAUCGGGGAUCGGUGAGGAGCGAGGGCGGAAGCGGGAGCAGCCACACCAUUCCGGCGACGGGCAAGAGUCCGCCGGUGCCGCACUCGCUGGCGGCCAAGAUCAGCAGCUCGGCCAGCGGCAGCAAGAACUGCAAUUUGCUCAGCGCCAGCAGCAACUCAUGCCACAAGCUGCACGCCCAGGGAUCGGGAGCUGGAGCAGGAGCAGCGGUCUCCCCGAAGAGUUCGGUCAGCAGCAACGGGCACCUGAACAAGUACUGCCUCACGGACCUCACGCGCCGCAAGGCCGAGUUCAAUCGCCAGCUGAGCGCCCCCACGGACUACACGCACCACUCCUCCAGCAACGGGUCCCAGCAGGAGGGCUCCUCGGAGGCCAACGAGGGCCACGAGCCGGUCGGCGAGUCGACCAUCACCGUAGCCAGCGCCGGGGUCGCGUAUCCGCAUCCCUACUCGUACCCGUAUCACCACGCCUCCUCCUCGGCCACAGCGCCCGCCAACCUCAAGGCGUCGCUGCAGCUGCACAGCUUCGGGGGCCACCACCCGUGUCCUUACCCGGCAAGGCCCACGUCCACGUCGUGCACCAACAGCUUCAACCGGCGCCACAUCCGCCGGCACAAGAGCAAGCUCGGCGAUCGACUGCUGAGCGGGGACAGUGAGGAGUCGGUACGCUGCUCCUACUGCUCGGUGCUGAACGUGAACGAGAACGACCUGCGCAUUUCGUUCGAGAACACCUGCACCGACUCGCUGGUCACCGCUUUCGAUGAUGAGGCCCUGCUAAUAUGCGACCAAGGAACCGAAAUGGUACACUUUGAUGACGUGUCGUUGUACGGCACUCCGAAAGAGGAGCCCAUGCCCAACAUACCGAUCGUGUCGGAAAAAGUCUCUGCGAAUUUCCUAAAAAGUCAAUUGCAAUCAUGGUUCCAGCCGACGGACAACCGACUGGCCAUGAAACUGUUUGGCAGCCGCAAGGCCCUGGUCAAGGAGCGCAUACGUCAGAAAACUUCCGGGCACUGGGUCAUACACCCGUGCAGUUCAUUCAGGUUUUACUGGGACCUUUGCAUGCUUUUAUUAUUAGUAGCAAAUCUUAUUAUCCUGCCAGUCGCAAUAUCAUUCUUCAACGAUGAUCUGAGCACACGAUGGAUUGCCUUCAACUGCCUAAGUGAUACUAUUUUUUUAAUAGAUAUUGUAGUCAAUUUUAGAACAGGAAUUAUGCAACAAGACAACGCUGAACAAGUAAUAUUGGAUCCAAAGCUUAUAGCUAAACACUAUUUAAGAACUUGGUUUUUUCUCGAUUUGAUUUCGUCGAUACCGCUAGAUUAUAUAUUUUUAAUUUUCAAUCAAAUUAUGAAAUUGCAGGAUUUCUCUGAUUCUUUUCAAAUAUUGCAUGCCGGACGAGCCCUGCGCAUCCUGCGCCUGGCCAAGCUGCUCUCCCUGGUGCGCCUGCUCCGCCUUUCCCGCCUCGUGCGCUACGUGUCCCAAUGGGAGGAGGUCUAUAUUCUGCAGAAUCUACAGAAAAAAAGUGCUGAUCGCAGAGGGAGAAUGAACAGAAAAGACAAAGAUGGCUUGACAAAAAGCAACCUAAUUCUCAAGUUCCUCAAUAUGGCCUCGGUCUUCAUGAGGAUCUUCAAUUUAAUUUGCAUGAUGCUCCUGAUCGGCCAUUGGAGCGGUUGCUUGCAGUUCUUAGUGCCAAUGUUGCAGGGUUUUCCAUCCAACUCCUGGGUCUCCAUCAACGAGUUGCAGGAAUCGUACUGGCUGGAGCAGUAUUCGUGGGCAUUGUUCAAAGCCAUGUCGCACAUGCUUUGCAUAGGCUACGGCAGAUUCCCACCACAAUCACUGACAGACAUGUGGCUCACGAUGCUGUCGAUGAUAUCCGGGGCCACCUGUUACGCAUUGUUCCUCGGUCACGCGACCAAUCUCAUCCAGAGCUUGGACUCCAGCCGGCGCCAGUAUCGCGAGAAGGUCAAACAGGUGGAGGAGUAUAUGGCCUAUCGCAAGCUACCGCGCGACAUGCGACAGCGCAUCACGGAGUACUUCGAGCAUCGGUACCAGGGUAAAUUCUUCGAUGAAGAGUUGAUACUUGGCGAGUUGAGCGAGAAAUUGCGCGAGGAUGUCAUCAACUACAACUGCAGAUCCCUCGUGGCGUCAGUGCCUUUUUUUGCUAAUGCCGAUUCGAAUUUCGUUUCCGACGUAGUUACCAAACUGAAAUACGAAGUUUUCCAACCAGGUGAUAUUAUCAUAAAGGAGGGUACGAUCGGUACUAAGAUGUACUUCAUACAGGAGGGCGUGGUAGACAUUGUCAUGGCCAACGGCGAGGUUGCCACCUCACUGUCGGAUGGCUCUUACUUCGGUGAGAUCUGUCUGCUGACCAAUGCGCGUCGUGUGGCCAGCGUGCGAGCCGAAACCUAUUGCAAUCUAUUCUCGUUGAGCGUGGAUCAUUUCAAUUGCGUUCUGGAUCAGUAUCCGCUGAUGCGCAAGACCAUGGAGACUGUGGCCGCCGAGCGGUUGAACAAGAUUGGCAAGAAUCCAAACAUAAUGCAUCAGAAGGACGAGCAGCUGAGCAAUCCGGAGUCGAACACGAUUACGGCUGUGGUGAAUGCGCUGGCUGCCGAGGCGGAUGACUGCAAAGAUGAUGACAUGGAUCUCAAGGAGAAUUUACUGCAUGGGUCAGAGUCGAGCAUUGCUGAGCCGGUGCAGACGAUACGUGAGGGUCUGCCGCGGCCGCGGAGCGGAGAGUUCCGGGCCCUGUUCGAGGGCAAUACCCCAUGACACUGAGGAGCGUCGACGAGCGGUGCCGGCGGGCAUCGGGCAUCCAUCUGAGCCAGCGAUCGCUGGACACUCACUCAACUAAGCCUACACCCAUACCACACACAGGACUCCACACUCACACCUCUCUCACACACACACACUGCGUAUAUAAUAAUUUAGUAAAAGGAACCCCAAGACGCGAUAAGAGUACACUAAAAAGAAUCAAUUUAUGGUAGACACUCUAUAUAUGCAAUUGCGAUUUAGUAGAAAACGUAUUAAAAACGAAAAAUCCAAAAAAAGAUAAAACAAUUACACAAAAAAUGUCCUCAAUAAUUAUUCAUAAUUUCAGCUCCGCUAACUGUGAUGACUUUAAUAUAAGAAUCGAAAAAAAUUAACAAAAAAAAGAGAAAACGAGUACAUACAGAGAUAAAUUAUACGAUAGAGAGAACUCAGCAGCCAGCAGAAAGAUCAGAAAAUCACAACCCACAGCCAUAGAAUGUUUGCCACCCCACACUCAAAACAACACACCACACACACCCAAUACACCAGACAUAUAAAGUAAAUCUACAUAUAAGUUUUAUGCCCACGAUAUUGUAACGAUAACGAAGUGAAUAGACUUUUGAAUUGCUACAUAGGCGUUAGUCCUAUGGACCUACUACAAGAACACUCAACCACACGCAAGCGAGCACACCUGUGGCUGGCCAGGUGAACGGGUCAAAGGGUGACAGGUAUCAGGCAUCAGGCAUCAGGCGACAGGCAACAGGUUACAGACAUGCAUCAACUUAUGAUAAAAUCGAAGCGAAGCGUUACAGCAUACCAAAACAUAUUUAUGCGCGUAGCUAUUAUGUACUCGAGCAACCAACAAACAAACAACCAAACAAUUAUGUAUUAUUGCGAUUAUAUAGCAUAUUUAAAUACGCAUUGCAAAAAGGGAAAACAUAACUCAGCAAUAUACAAAACAAGAAAACAACCCAAGAAACAAAGCAAAACAAAAAGAAAAGUAUUUAAGCAAAUUUAACGAAUGCGCAUUAGUAGUUGAACUAUUAGUUUUUCACUCACUAACAAACAAAACACCACUCGACACACAACGUAGUAGAGAAGCCUCAACAAAAAAAAAACAAAAAACAAAUGAAAAAUAUAUUAAAAACCAACCUCAGGGUGCCGUCGUUUCAGCGGUCACCAAAAAAUAAAAAAAAAUAAGAACAGACAAGAAACCAACUAUAUACACAACAUAUAUAUACAAAACAUAGACAAUGUUGUCUUUUAUAGGGAAUUGUUAAAGCGCCUCAGUUACAAUUCAAGUAUUUAUUGCGGGCCUGCCGCCGAGCAAGAUCAUGAUUUUCCAUUCAGACUCCGAAUUUCCGUUCGAGAUACCACAUUUAGUUGCCAGCGAGAUAUCUUUUGCAAGUGGUUCGUCUUUGAGUCCUUGGUUGUUUUACUUUCGGACAUAAAUCAGGCGAAGGACAGCGACUUGUUGAGGGAUUUAUGUAACUUAGUAUUUUAUUACACGUAAACUAAUAAAACGAAAGCAGAAGGACAGCGUUUGCCUUAAAAUAAUA
Molecule: messenger RNA, 8042 nt
Organism: Drosophila biarmipes
Lineage: Eukaryota; Metazoa; Arthropoda; Insecta; Diptera; Drosophilidae
Gene: Ih
Product: potassium/sodium hyperpolarization-activated cyclic nucleotide-gated channel 2
Exons: 16
Coding region: 2596-6504 (1302 amino acids)
Biological process (GO): transmembrane transport; potassium ion transport
Cellular component (GO): membrane
Molecular function (GO): voltage-gated potassium channel activity
Source: RefSeq, a predicted model, not a curated record